UAACAUCAACAGCUUUAGUCCAAGAUUGUUUUUCCCAAAUAACGGAACAUAAUUCUCAUUUGAAUGCAUUCAUAAAAGUGCAAAAUGAAAGUGCGGUAUUAGAAAAGGCUAAAGAAGCAGAUGAUAGAUUUAUUAAAGUUUUUAAGGCCAUUAUUGUAUGGAUAAUUUACGAAUAUACCUGCAAUAUAUCAAUAUCAGGAAUUAUUAAAGGACCUUUAGAUGGAAUACCUAUCACAUAUAAAGAUAAUUUUUGCACUAAAGAAUUACCAACCACAUGCGGAUCUAAGAUGUUAAAAAAUUUGCUUCAGGAUGCUGGUGCAAUAAUGAUUGGAAAAACGAAUAUGGAUGAGUUUGGAAUGGGUGCAUUUGGGCCAGUUUAUAAUCCCAUUGAUCAAGAACGACGAGUUGCUGGUGGAAGUUCUGGUGGUAGUGCAGCUGCUGUUGCUUCUGGAAUCUCUCUUGGAUCUGACACAGGUGGAUCUAUACGCCUGCCUGCUUCAUAUUGUGGUGUUAUUGGUUUCAAGCCUUCAUACGGUCAAUGCUCACGGUGGGGACUAGUUGCAUAUGCUAGUUCAUUGGAUACUGUGGUCAUUUUAAUCCCUUCAUUUUUAGAUAUAAUAUCAAAAUAUGAUGAGAAAGAUCCAUCUUCACUUCCACCAAAACUGCGCUCAAUAAAUGCCUCUUUGGCUUCUUUUAAUAAAACAAACUAUACUAAUUUGAGUGAAUUACGCGUUGGCAUACCACAAGAAUAUUAUGUGUCUGAAUUAAGUGAUCCGAUAAAAAACUUAUGGAAACAAGGAAUCUCUCUUCUUCGUUCCCAUGGUGCAACAAUUGUGUCUGUAUCCUGUCCUAGCACCAAAUAUGCAUUGCCGGCUUAUUACAUUUUAGCUCCAGCAGAGGCUUCAUCCAAUUUGGCACGAUACGAUGGGUUCGGUGAAGAAGUUAAACGUCGUAUUUUGUUAGGAACUUAUACAUUAACUGCAGGACCAAAUCCUCUUCAUCUCGUGAAAAAUGGGUUGUCUCUUUACAAUCGCAAUAAUGAUGAGAUUUUAGAAAUAUCAGAUCAGUUGAGAAAAAAAAAUAAUGGCGUGGACGUGAUAAUGACACCAGUUGCAAUUUCAACAUCCCCAAAAACUAAAGAUUCAUCUUUCUUAUCGAAUUCGUCAUCAUGCACUAGUACUGAUGAUACGAGAAACUUAGAUGGUGAUAAUAGUUUUGUGAAUGCUUAUGUAAAUGAUGUUUUUACUAUACCUGCAAAUUUGGCCG
Racocetra fulgida is the source of this 1266-nucleotide messenger RNA. NCBI's taxonomy places the organism in Eukaryota, Fungi, Glomeromycota, Glomeromycetes, Diversisporales, Gigasporaceae. The record is from the annotation of a GenBank genome assembly.